AUUUGUCUUAUGUAUCAUUGUCAUGCUCAGCAUGUAUUGCCUUUUUCCUUUUUGAGUGUUCGACUAUUGGGAUCUUUCAACAGUAUAUAUAUAUAUAUUUGAUAUAAUAUCCUAAAUAAAUAUGUGAUCUAUCUCAUUUAAAAGUUUCAAUCAUAAUGGCUUCCGGGCAUAUCUGGGUUUUCACCAUUGCUCAAUUAUAGUACGUGGUGACAGAAAAGUGAGUGACUUGAAUGAUGUAACCUUGAACAUUUGGGCGAGCAUGGAGAUGGGUGCAAUCAUUUGUGACCCAUUUCUUCAAAAUCUUUUUUGUCUUGUACCUUUCUUUACUUUCGGUUAAAAAAAGGGUGAAAUAUUCUCAUUUUUCGAGUUUGGUCCCCUUUCACCCCAUGAGAUUAAGGAGGCGGAGGCAAUGUUUUCCUUCUUGCUCUUCCCAUCACAGAGUCGAUGAGGAUGAAACUUACUGGAGGCAGAAGAAGGGUGAUGAGGAGUUGGAGUGGUCACAUGAUUCCACUCACGUAAUAGCGCAGUUAGCUCAAUGUUUUACAAAUGCUAUGGGCGGGCCAAGGUCAUGGAUUGGAGGACUAUUUAGCCGGUCAGGCAAUAAGCGUGAGAAGUACCUCGACUACAGGUUGAGCCCUCUUCAGGAACAAAGACUUCAAAGGCUUCAAGAACGAUUACAAGUGCCAUUUGACGAGACUCGUCCUGAUCAUCAAGAAGCUUUAAGAACGCUGUGGCUUGCUGCUUUUCCUGAUAUUGCUCUGAAGGGAUUGAUCUCAGAGCAAUGGAAAGAGAUGGGAUGGCAAGGUCCUAAUCCAUCCACUGACUUUCGUGAAUUGGUCUACGUAGGGGUUGCGGAUAUAUUUCCCUUGAGAAUCUGCUAUUUUUCGCCAGGACUUAUCCGGUUAUUGUUCAAGCAAGAUGGGAAGCGAGCAACAUGGGAGUAUCCAUUCGCUGUUGCAGGAAUAAAUGUAUCAUUUAUGUUGAUUCAGAUGCUGGAUCUAUACUCAGCAAAACCAAAAUGCAUUCCAGGAAUCAAUUUCAUGAAAUUACUAGGAGAAGAUGAAGAAGCAUUUGAUGUGCUAUAUUGUUUAGCAUUUGAAAUGAUGGACGCUCAGUGGCUCGCUAUGCAUGCUUCUUACAUGGAGUUUAAUGAGGUUCUACAAGUCACGCGGACGCAACUGGAAAGAGAGCUUUCUUUAGAAGAUGUACACAGAGUACAGGACUUACCAGCUUACAAUCUGUUGUACCAGUAAGUAUUCAGUUACCUCUUUGGAAGGCAUAAGAGAUGAUGAUUUUGAUAUCUUCAGACAUGUCAAAGCUCUUCGCUGCUAUCCGCGGGAGAUUCCUUUGAGUGAUUUUGAAGAUCAGUAAUUCCAAUGACAUGAUAUAGAGAUGAGAUUGUAUAGGAAUGGAUUAUGGAUAAGGAUAUGAAUAUCUAGGUGACCUUGAAUAAUUGUGAGGAGAUAUAGUUGUGGAACUUUGUGAUAUAUGAAUCAACUUUGGGGCCAUAUAGGUUGGAAUUAGAUCCCACUAUUUGAUGUAUCACCAAACUUGUAUUAUAGAAGUUGAACAAAUUUUCUAGUUUAGUACAGUUGAAGGGACGACAUGACAUGACAAUAUCUCUGUUUUGGUCCAAUAAUUUUGUGUUCUAUUCUCUACAAAACGUAGUACUUCCCCUCCCCAAUGGUACUGGCAAUAUCCACAGGACAUAUUUCAAUGUGGGGGCAUUUUGAGUGAAUUUUCAUUGACUGUGUAUGCUUUGAAAAAAAAAUAGAACCAACUUAGGCCAUCAGCGAGGAACUCGUUGUUUUCACUUGUCAUCCAUCUGAACUCAUUGCAUGUAAAUAAUUGACUUGAUUUAUUCCAAUUUUUCUGAAGUAACCUUCACAAAAUAAUUAUUGCUAUUAAUAUUUAAAUUCCUGCAUACUGCAUAGGGAUUAAAAAAAAUAGCAUGAAAUA
Molecule: messenger RNA, 1959 nt
Organism: Humulus lupulus (European hop)
Lineage: Eukaryota; Viridiplantae; Streptophyta; Magnoliopsida; Rosales; Cannabaceae
Exons: 10
Coding region: 387-1253 (288 amino acids)
Source: RefSeq, a predicted model, not a curated record